Messenger RNA from Hyaena hyaena (striped hyena), 4243 nucleotides. It is a transcript of the gene LMNB2, whose product is annotated as lamin B2. The record is from RefSeq and is a predicted model, not a curated record. NCBI's taxonomy places the organism in Eukaryota, Metazoa, Chordata, Mammalia, Carnivora, Hyaenidae. Bases 35 to 1846 code for a protein of 603 amino acids. The transcript has 12 exons.
CGCCGCCGCCGCCGCCUCCGCCGCCGCCGCCGCCAUGGGCACGCCGCUGCCUGGCCGCGCGGGCGGGCCCGCCACGCCGCUGUCGCCCACGCGCUUGUCGCGGCUGCAGGAGAAGGAGGAGCUGCGCGAGCUCAAUGACCGCCUGGCGCACUACAUCGACCGCGUCCGCGCGCUCGAGCUCGAGAACGACCGGCUGCUGCUCAAGAUCUCCGAGAGGGAGGAGGUGACCACGCGCGAGGUGAGCGGCAUCAAGACGCUGUACGAGUCGGAGCUGGCCGACGCCCGCAGGGUUCUGGACGAGACGGCCCGAGAGCGGGCCCGGCUGCAGAUCGAGCUGGGGAAGGUGGAGGCCGAGCUGGAAGAGGCGAACAAAAGCUCCAAGAAGAGGGAGGGGGAGCUCGCGGUGGCCCAGGGCCGCGUCAAGGAUCUGGAGUCCCUCUUCCACCGGAGCGAGGCGGAGCUGGCCGCCGCCCUCGGCGACAAGCGGGGCCUCGAGAGCGACGUGGCGGAGCUGCGGGCCCAGCUGGCUAAGGCGGAGGACGGUCACGCGGUGGCCAAAAAGCAGCUGGAGAAGGAGACGCUGGCGCGCGUGGACCUGGAGAACCGCUGCCAGAGCCUGCAGGAGGAGCUCGACUUCCGGAAGAGCGUCUUCGAGGAGGAGGUGCGGGAGGCGCGGCGGCGGCACGAGCGCCGCCUGGUGGAGGCGGACAGCAGCCGGCAGCAGGAGUACGACUUCAAGAUGGCGCGGGCGCUGGAGGAGCUGCGCGGCCAGCACGACGAGCAAGUGCGGCUGUACCGGCGGGAGCUGGAGCAGACCUACCAGGCCAAGCUGGACAGCGCCAGGCUGAGCUCCGACCAGAACGACAAGGCGGCCAGCGCCGCGCGGGAGGAGCUGAAGGAAGCGCGCAUGCGGGUCGAGUCCCUCGGCUACCAGCUGUCCGGCCUCCAGAAGCAGGCCAGUGCCGCGGAGGACCGCAUUCGCGAGCUGGAGGAGACCAUGGCCGGGGAGCGGGACAAGUUCCGCAAGAUGCUGGACGCCAAGGAGCAGGAGAUGACAGAGAUGCGCGACGUGAUGCAGCAGCAGCUGGCCGAGUACCAGGAGCUGCUGGACGUGAAGCUGGCCCUGGACAUGGAGAUCAGCGCCUACCGCAAGCUGCUGGAGGGCGAGGAGGAGAGGCUGAAGCUGACCCCCAGCCCGUCGUCGCGGGUCACUGUGUCGCGGGCCGCGUCGAGCGGGAGCAGCGUGGCCGUGGCCGUGACCGGGCGCCAGGGGCGCAGCAAGCGGAAGCGGCUGGAGGCGGAGGAGUCGCCGGGCUCGAGCGGCGUGGGCUCGGGCGGCGGCGGCGGCAGCGGCGGCAGCGCUUUCCACCUGGCGCAGCAGGCGUCGGCCACGGGCGGCGUCGCCAUCGAGGAGGUCGACCUGGAGGGCAGGUUUGUGCAGCUGAAGAACAGCUCGGACAAGGAUCAGUCUCUGGGCAACUGGAGGAUCAAGAGGCAGGUGGUGGAGGGGGAGGAGAUCGCCUACAAGUUUACGCCCAAGUACGUGCUGCGCGCCGGCCAGACCGUCACGGUAUGGGCGGCUGGUGCAGGAGUGGCCCACAGCCCCCCCUCGACGCUCGUGUGGAAGAGCCAGAACAGCUGGAGCACGGGCGAGAGCUUCCGGACUGUCCUGGUCAACGCUGAUGGGGAGGAGGUGGCCAUGAGAACCGUGAAGCAGUCGUCGGUGGCGCGGGAGACGGAGAACGGGGAGGAGGGAGAAGAGGAGGGAGCCGAGUUCGGCGAGGAGGACCUUUUCCAUCAACAGGGGGACCCGAGGACCACCUCGCGAGGCUGCCGCGUCAUGUGAACCGAACUCACCUCGGCCCGUCUUUACCCAGAGCCACUGAAAACUAUUUUUAUACCAUUGGCCGUCUUUAGUCCUUGAUACAUUUCUAGAGAAUUUUUAAGCAAACUGCCAGAACAUGGGGGCGGGGCUCUGCGAUCUGUGCUGUCGGUGGCUUCCUCGGGCCCUCCCUUCAUCGCCUCUGUCUGGACAUGGUUUUUUUUUUUUUUUUUUUUGGUGCCGCAUUUCACCAUUUGGCUGAGUUCGAGGCCGAAGAACCUAAUAGCUGCCGGGGGCGGGGUUUGGAGGGGCGGGGGCGCGGUGGGGCGCAGGGGCGCGACCCUCUCCCGCUGCCCCGCCACAGGGCAGGCGCCAGGACCCACCUGUGGGGCUCAAGUGGGCGGAGAGCAAGGAUGCCCGGGAGUUGCGUUGUCUGUUAAGCUUUUUAAAAACCAAAUCCAGAGCCCAGGUCGUGACCUGGCGGGGACCGCGCACCCCACGUGGAAUUUGGCAGCUGGGCCGGAGACCGGAAGCAGGUAGUGGGGACGGGCUCUGCUUGUACCCCGCUCUGCGCAUGUGCGGCUGCAGGCCGGGUGUCUGGGCAUGCGUUGGGGGCUCUGGUGGGCCCCCUUCUCCCUUCCUGGCUGUGGGGCCCUCAGGUUUCUGGAGCUUUCUCUAGUUGAGUUCCUCAGCUUGCAGGACCGGCGGGGCAGGAGACCUGGAAACCCCGGGGGCGGGGACAGCUCCGUCUGGAGUCUUGUCACCAGGUCAGUGGCAAGGACGCAAGCGAGCGUCCGCGUGUGACAGCCGCUUCCCGGGCCUCCGACCGGAGAGCGGCCUCGGGGUGAGCCCCCCGCCCCUUUCUCCAACUCUGUGCCUUGUGCACGGGGCUGAGUGCGGGUCCCCACCCGCUCCCGUGUGCUCGCGGGUCCCGCUGUCCUGUCUUCAGGGGGCGACUUCCUUCUCUGACCGACGUGCUGGUGCGGCCACCCCGCCCUGCCCGCCGCCUGCACCCGCUGACCGUUCAUACCCCCUCCCACAUAGAAACACAGAAGUUAUUUUUUUAAUGGAUAUUUAUUUUUUUACAUUGGUCAGUACUCAGAUUGCCGGAUCCCACUUCAGGGCUCGAGCCAGGGUCACUGGGACAGUCCCCCGAGGGGGUGGAGUUGCGGGGGGCCAGCUCGGUGACCGCUGAGGCCGCGGACGGCAAAUUCCUUCAGAAAGCGCAGCUCAAGUCUUAAAGAGGAAUACUGAGCCAUGGAGGCACCCCGCCCCCGAAGGUGCCUCCGUUACCGGGCGGGCCCCUCCCGCUCGCCCCGGGCUGGGAGCAGCGCCCAGAGGCGGCCGGCCUGUCUCCCUUUCCUUGGAAGCUGUCUGUGGCCAGGAGGGUUGGAGGCUUGUUAGGUGGCAGAGGGUGAACACUGCUGCAUCCAGAGUCGGCCUGCAGCCCCCUUGCUUUAGGUCUGGUACUUUCCGUGGCCACCCGAGUCAUCAGGCUGUGGGCUUGGUAUUUCUCGCGAAGGGAGAUGUCUCACCACUACCCCUCCCCCGGUUCUGGCGGGUCCUGCGGAUGCACCAGCCCCCGGCCCACGCGUUGCCCUUUGCAGGAGUGUCUCCGGGCCCCCGAGGGGCUGUGCCCCCCACACCCGCAUCACAGGAACUGCGCGCACAGUGAGGGUCUGGGGCACAGACGCCGAGGCAUCGGGCAGGUGGGGGUGGGGGACCUCCAGACACACCGUCUGCGCUGGUCUCAGCCACAUCCUGCGAGGUGUUGGGGGUGGGGGCGGCGCGUGUGGACAGGGAGUGGCCCCACCGCUCCCACGGGCCCAGAUGCUUCAUGACGUCCUUUUCGGUUCCGGGCAGGGCCCCCAGGUGCACGCGUAGGGCUUGUUCCCGGCAGGCGACACCUGUCCUCUCCAAGCCGGCUCCGGCCUUCCCCUGCCCCCCGAGGCCGUGGUGGCCUGGCCGAGGUCCUGGGUGGAGGGGUGAAGUGGCUCAGGCACCGCGGUGCCCUUGUCUGGUGGGGGGAGGGUAAGCUAGGGGCCCUUGGUGACUGCAGGCGGGCGACGUCGUUGGUGAGGGAGUAUCUGGAAAUCCGGAGUGGAACCCAGGGCUCAGCUGGCAGCGCUGGCCUGGGCUGGCAAACAUUCUUAGCUUUAAGCCGCUUCCAACGACGCGGGGACGAUUCCUUUGUCCCGAGUCCCACCCGGUAACCGGGCCGGGCCAGCGGCUCCGCAGGUGGGGUCCCGCCCCACGGCCCCAAGGAUCGUCAGCACAGCCUGCCCGGGCCCGGCUCGGCGGACGGCCUCCAAGGACUUGCAUGCCAAACGUGUGGUCUUUUUCUUUCUCCGAUGAUUUGUAAUAUGCAUUUUAUGACCGGAAACUUUUUGUACAACACUCCAAUAAACAUUUUGGUUUUAA